AUGGAUCGACGAGGCACCGAAACUCCUUCGGAGCGACCAUAUUUCCAGCAACCAGGAGGGCAAUACUAUGAAGAGCCCCAGCAGUACGAUGUAUACGAAGAGGAACACGAGGUGCUACAGCCCGAGCCAGUUGUGGCGAAGCCCAAGAAGAAGAAUAAAAUCAAGCAAAUAUUCUCGCGACUGAAACGGAAGAAGACGGUCGAGCCGAAGAGGAAACCUGUUGUGUUGGACACACCCGAUGACCCACCCGGGCGACCUUUGCCCCACACACCGCGUACGGAGUCUGAUCUGCAACCACCGGCGCCUGUCUUCCACCCUCCUCCGAGCGAGAUUAGUAGCCGGCGCUAUGAGCUACGGGAUCCUGGAUUUGCCCCUCCUCCGGAAAACGCCACUCGAACCGGUACUCGGGAGGGCAGUGUAUUUGACCCACCACGAGGUGGGACUGUCGUCCCGCCAUCCGAACCCAGUCUAUUUGGACCCGCUCCCACCGGACCAACCACAGCUGCAACAAAUACUACCUUAUAUCAUGAGCAACACUGGGAUGAGCAUCAUGAUAGCGUCUAUGAUGCUGGGCCCCCUCCUAUGCUGGUCGACGAGCGAUCUGGCAACCGGGUCCCACGCGAUUACAGUUAUGCUUCGACAGGUAGCCAUCCUAGUGGAGUCCCUCCAAAGAAGAAGAAGCGCUCGCUCGGUGGUAUGUUCAAACGUAUAUUUAGUCGCAAGAAGAAGAAGCAACCGCCGGCCGUCCAUCCUGUGACUAUCGUAGAGUCUGACCCAGCUGAUCAUCAACCACAUUAUGUCGAGCAAGAGGUCUAUGUUGAGCCAGCUCCUCCUACUGCUAGAACCUCUCGAACAUCUGGGACAGUGGUUUCGCCUCGCUCCUCUCGUUCGCGCCCGUCAACUCAAGAGCCGAUCCUCGAAACCAUGGUGCCUAUCUCUCCUCGUGACUCAAUGACGCUUCGUCGCGGUACGGGCUCAUCAGUUGUACCCCCCAGACGAUAUAAUACUGGUUCUUCGGUUCCUGUUCCCAACGAUACAAUACUGAUACGUCAUUCAACGGUCUCGGUCGACAUGGAACAAAUUCGAGCACCAGACUUGGGCGGCAGGCAACAGCUUCGACUGGGCGCACGGUCCCGAUUGCUACUGCUCGAUCGUCUCCCAGAGCUGGGGCGAGGUACACGUUCCACCACAACCUGCACCUGCACCGCUCCUGUCGCCUCGAGGCCUGGAGGUCUAGGACUCGGAUUGGGGAGCCGCCCUCUGGCUGGACCCAUACCCAUCACUUCACGUCCUGCUGCCCGUCCUACCGCCCGUGCACCUCGCCGAACUUACGCCGCGCCGCCUCCACGAAAGCCAUACGUCCAUGUUCCACGACCUAUUCCCCCACACCUCGAUACCCUUCUUUGCCUACUAGAUUCUUCCGGCAACAACCGGAUCAGAUGCUCAGGUUCAAAUGAUUGUACUGCCCUUAGAGAUCUAGCUGCAGAGGAACGUCACCGAACUGCUGUAACAGAACAAGACUCGCCGAAGAACGAGCCUCGCGGCUUUGAGCUCGGUUACCUGGAUCACACGCUGACUGUCUUUUGA
Rhizoctonia solani is the source of this 1587-nucleotide messenger RNA. RefSeq lists its product as uncharacterized. The coding region runs from base 1 to 1587 and encodes 528 amino acids. The transcript has 4 exons. The record is from RefSeq and is a predicted model, not a curated record. Lineage: Eukaryota; Fungi; Basidiomycota; Agaricomycetes; Cantharellales; Ceratobasidiaceae.